AACAGAAGCUAGCUUUACGGUAAGCGUCUAGAGCAGCAGAAAACAGCGGCAACGCAGCUACGGUAAUGUUGUCAGUUCUCGUUAACCGUGGAAGUGAAACAAACGAAAAGACGAGGGAAGAUUUCGGUUUAUUGUCACCGACAUUUUAACGCCGAGUAAGAAAAAAAAAAACACAGAGGGAGGACCUGUGUGAGUUCGAUUCCCGGGCUGCCGCUGACAGAGCUGGGCUCCGACACGACAGGGCGGGGUGAUGUUCAGGUUCCGGUAUAAAGAAGGCAGCACGAAAAUGGGAACCAGACGAGACGAGGAGCCGGCUGACGACGCUGAGCUUUCAUACCCGGUGCUAGAAUGAGAAGUUGGCUGUCUCGGUGUGACAGGGCGGCGGUAACCGUCUGAGGAGGGCCCUGGCCGGAGUGAAGCGUGUCUCUGCGGCGCCCCCCCCCUGUCCGUCAAUACGAUGAGGACGCUUUUUACAUUCUGUUGUCUUUUUCUGGUUCCUGGAGCGAACCGGGCGUGGGCCACCGGGAACCUGACUGUGGACAGUAGCACCAACAACAGCAGCAGCAGCAGGUACAUCAGGAUCGGGGACGGAUCAUCUCAGGAAUUUGAGUUUCCUGAAAACACGGACGGCGUGAUUGUGAUCUCCAGCCAGUACCGGAGCUCCGCGGGCGGCAGGAAGGGUCGGCAGAGCUGGAAGGAGACCAUACGGGUGCGAUCCGAGGACCCGGAGGUCCUCUCCAUCCUCAACGUGACGGACAGCGGCCACGCAGGACCCGCCACGAGCUUCAUCAUCAGCAUCCGCUCCGGGUUCCCAGGCAGGGCUCACCUGCAGAUCCAGCUGCUGGACCUGGACCAGGACUCUGUGCCUGUUUUGAUCGAGGAGAGGACGGAUUACACCAUCAUAGUGGCGCCUGGUGAAGAUGACCCAGCCACCCGGCUCAUCCGGUCGGGGGGCCUGUCUCAUUUCACUGAGAACCCAGUCCUGUUUGCCUUGCUGCCCCUCAUUUUUGUCAACAAGUGUGCCUUUGGGUGCAAAGUGGAGGUGGAGGUGCUGCGGGGGCUGCUGAAGAGCCCCACACCACUGAUUCUGGGCGUGGUGGGUCAGUUCCUGGUGAUGCCGUUGUAUGCCUACUGUGUGUCCUUGAUGGUCUCACUGCCCAAAGCACUCUCUCUGGGCCUGGUCAUCACCUGCUCUGCCCCGGGGGGUGGAGGCGGUUACCUGUACAGCCUGCUGCUCGGAGGAGACGUUACCCUGGCCAUCUCCAUGACGCUGGUCUCCACAGUGGUGGCCACGGCAGCCAUGCCUCUGUCCUCAGCUCUGUACGGUUGGCUGCUGGGGGUGCACGCUGCCCUGCACGUACCGUUUGUGAAGAUCCUGGGGACCCUCCUGUUCAUCGCCAUCCCCAUCUCGCUGGGGAUGCUGAUCAAGCUUCGCCUGCCCGCCCUCACCCGCGUCCUGCUGGUGCUCAUACGGCCCUUCAGCUUCAUACUCAUGGUGGGGGGCAUCUUCAUGGCCUACCAAAUGGGCGCGUCCAUCCUGGCCAACGUCAAGCCCCAGAUCGUGGCCGUCGGGGCGACGGUGCCUUUGCUGGGCCUCGUCGUCGGGGCCGUCAUGGCCAAGGUGGCGGGCCUGGCGCCGCCGCAGAGGAAAACCGUGAGCAUCGAGGUGGGCGUCCAGAACAGCCUGCUGGCCCUCGCCGUCAUGCAGCUGUCCUUCCGACGGGUGGAGGCGGACUUUGCGUCGCAGGCGCCCUUCCUGGUGGCCCUGAGCAGCACCUCGGAGAUGCUCCUCAUCGUUCUGUGUUACUUCAUCCAGCAGAGGUUGUGUCGCUCCGCUGUCCUCAGGAGYGACGCCUGAUUGUAGCUGCAGUUUUGUUCAGAACAUUUUACGAAGAAUGAACUUUUUGAAUUCUGUGGAUGUUUGGUGUCCCACAGCAUCGGCUACAGUUUCUAAUCCAGUCAUAACUGUUGUACACAGAACAGUGAAUGGAUUUUUGUGGUUAUUUUGUCGUAAUUUUGGUACUUUUUUCAUAAAAACCAAAGGCCUUUUACCCCUCCUGAGAAGUGUUUGUGUUAACGUUACAGUUUUUUCAGAUCAGAUUAUACUGUGAGGUCCUUUGUGUAAAUAUUCAUAAGAAAAAAAAAACAACUACGAAAGAAGAGAUAUUUUUCUACCAGAUUACUUUUUGUAAUCCAAAAUCAAAGACUGAUGAUGUAUCAUGUUUACAAGAGUUCUACGUGUCUUAGCUUGACGGAAAAUAUCUUUGAUUAAAGGAAACAAAAGUAAAACAGACAUGAUGAAGGGAGGUUUUUGAAAGUAUUUGCCACUGAUUGUGUGUCCUGGAUCURCACAUCCAUGUACUUGAAUAUUUGAAAAGAGAUUGAAGAAAAAAAAGUCAAAUAAAAAAAUUCUUUGUCUCAG
This is a messenger RNA of Austrofundulus limnaeus, 2422 nucleotides long. RefSeq names its product solute carrier family 10 member 3 (gene slc10a3). The transcript has a single exon. Bases 458 to 1858 code for a protein of 466 amino acids. Gene Ontology annotation, molecular function: bile acid:sodium symporter activity. NCBI's taxonomy places the organism in Eukaryota, Metazoa, Chordata, Actinopteri, Cyprinodontiformes, Rivulidae. Gene Ontology annotation, cellular component: membrane. Gene Ontology annotation, biological process: bile acid and bile salt transport. The record is from RefSeq and is a predicted model, not a curated record.